UAAUCAGUCUAGCUGAAGCCUUGCUACUGUUCAGACCAACAAUUUCGGAAUACUUCAUCUAAAUUCCAGCGCCUUUUAUAAAAAUUCUAUCCAAAAUGAAAACGUUGAACUUUUUGGCUCCCAUUUCGCAAAUAGUUAGGCCUAUUCGGGCGCAAAGUACUUCGCGAGUUAACGCUCUUCUGAUAAAUGUGCCGAGAGUUCAGAUUUCGAAGGGAAAGAACAAGUACCUAUUGAUGACGAUCCACAUGCACGGCUUUACCAGGUUCGGCAGGACGAUCGUUAGGGGAUCCGACUCGAAGGACCACGAGCAAAUUUAUGAGGAAACAGUGGAGGAAAUGGACGAUAUUGGCAUAUGCACGAAGUGCCUGGGCGGCGGGUUCAUCAAUAACAAGGAGGAUAAGAACCUGAUCAAGAUUUAUGGGUGCUGCAAGACCUUCGGGGAAGCCCCGCACGGCAGGACAAAGGACAUUCUGCUGUCGUGGACCAAGUACCAGCACUUCAACAUCGUCUUGCCCAAAAAGAACUUGAAUGCGUAUGAGGAAUAGGACAAAGGCUCAGUGAGGCGCAAUGAAAACCCAUGUUAAUUUUAAAGUAUUCCUUAUUGGCAAUUUUUAGCAACAAAAUAAACUGUCCAUGGCUAAGGAA
This is a messenger RNA of Drosophila biarmipes, 645 nucleotides long. RefSeq names its product sex-regulated protein janus-B. Gene Ontology annotation, molecular function: protein histidine phosphatase activity. Gene Ontology annotation, biological process: peptidyl-histidine dephosphorylation. Gene Ontology annotation, cellular component: cytosol. The record is from RefSeq and is a predicted model, not a curated record. Bases 96 to 545 code for a protein of 149 amino acids. NCBI's taxonomy places the organism in Eukaryota, Metazoa, Arthropoda, Insecta, Diptera, Drosophilidae. The transcript has 3 exons.